Messenger RNA from Mus caroli (Ryukyu mouse), 1816 nucleotides. It is a transcript of the gene Rnase4, whose product is annotated as ribonuclease A family member 4. Gene Ontology annotation, molecular function: nucleic acid binding; RNA nuclease activity. The record is from RefSeq and is a predicted model, not a curated record. Gene Ontology annotation, biological process: defense response to Gram-positive bacterium. NCBI's taxonomy places the organism in Eukaryota, Metazoa, Chordata, Mammalia, Rodentia, Muridae.
UGCCUUACUCCUUCCUUUAGACUUCUUUCAAAGUAGUUCCUGAAGUUGGCCUGAACGUCAGGGAUAAUACGUUUUUGGAUCUAUGGCAUAUGAACAGUGAAACUUCAGUCCUACCCUGAGCAAGGAUAAGGACCAUACACAUAAGGAAAGAGGCAGCUUAGGAACAAAAGGCCGUGCUUAGCAAACAUUAUCAUCGCUGAAAGAAAUGUCUGGUCCACCAGGUGGUUAAUAUUUGACUCAGUCAUGCUCAGGGGAAAGGUGAAUGACUCCUUGUUUGCCCAUGAUUAGUGGCCUUGGUUUACAAGUCUCUGCCAAAGUAGAGAUCCUUAGAUAGGUUCUCCCCACCCCAUCACACGAGCACUGUAUAUUACCAGCCUGUGAGGAGCCUCUAGCUUGACACUGCAGGACACUGUCUCCAGGAGCACACAGCUAGACUCGCCCCCUGUUGGAGGAAAGCUAGCCAGCUUUGGCACUUUCUAGGUAAUGAUGGAUCUACAGAGGACUCAGUCCUUGCUUCUGCUCUUGGUGCUGACCCUGCUGGGGUUAGAGCUUGUACAGCCCUCCUAUGGCCAGGAUCGAAUGUACCAACGGUUCCUUCGACAGCAUGUGGACCCUCAGGCGACAGGUGGCAAUGACAACUAUUGCAACGUGAUGAUGCAGAGACGGAAGAUGACUUCUGUCCAGUGCAAACGCUUCAACACCUUCAUCCAUGAGGACAUCUGGAACAUUCGUGGCAUCUGCAGUACCACCAAUAUCCCGUGCAAGAACGGCCAGAUGAACUGUCACGAAGGUGUAGUGAAGGUCACGGACUGCAGAGAGACAGGGAACUCCAAGGCCCCCAACUGUAGAUAUAGGGCAAGAACCAGCACUAGGCGAGUUGUCAUUGCCUGUGAGGGUGAACCAGAGGUCCCAGUGCACUUUGACAGAUAAGUGCUGUCCUGCAGCUGUUACAGCUGAUAGUUGACCUCUGAGUCAGUGAGACCAGCAAUGAGUGGUGGCCCCAGGCUUUGUUUCCUUUGCUCGUGCCUUAUACUCACAUAUAUCCAAUAUAACCCAUGGUGUUAAGCGCAUCCCAUCCAAGGGAAGAAAGACGCCUCUGCUCACAGCACUGAUGGCUUGGUUCUCCCAGAUUCUAUCCCCUGGAUCUUAUGCAUUACAUGUAUUCAGAUAGUAUCUCAGCUAUUAUAGAGAGUUUUUUCUGUCCAAGCGGUCUCAUUCCAGUCCUCUUAACACCCCUUGCUACCAAUUCUGCCACUGUAUGUAGAAGCUUGUAGUUAAAGGAUUUGACGACCGCAAAAAACCAAAACCAAAACCAACAACAACAAAAUACCCAGUGGAAGAUCUCGGACAAAAAUCCAACUGAAUGGGCUACUCACAAAAGGUGUUAUCCACUUCAUUAUAUAUACUUUCUGUUAUUCCAAAAUGUCAUCGUUAGGGAAGCCACUAAGAGUUUGGAAAUAGAGGCUGGAGAGAUGCCUCUGUGGUUAAGAGCAUUGGCUGCUCCUCUAGAGGACCGAGGUUCAAUUCCCAGUGCCCACACAUCAGCUCACAACUGUCUGUAACACAGUUCUAGGUGAUUUGACACCCUCACACAGACAUACAUGUAGGCAGAUCACCAAUGCAUAUAAAAUUAAAAUAGAGAUUUUGGAAAUAACAUAUUGCCAAAAUGAGAAUUACUUGGUAUUAUUUUGGUUUGUGGCUUCUAAGAUUUUUUUUAAAUACAUGAAAAAUGUAGUAAAUCACUAAAAUUCAUUUAUCCUUCUCCUUUGAAAGAUUUUCAAUAUUUUAGUAUAAUAAAGAGCUGUAUGUUGAGCCA